This is a messenger RNA of Kuraishia capsulata CBS 1993, 504 nucleotides long. RefSeq lists its product as uncharacterized. Gene Ontology annotation, cellular component: cytosol; endoplasmic reticulum. The record is from RefSeq and is a predicted model, not a curated record. The coding region runs from base 1 to 504 and encodes 167 amino acids. The transcript has a single exon. Lineage: Eukaryota; Fungi; Ascomycota; Pichiomycetes; Pichiales; Pichiaceae.
AUGCCUCCAAAAUCCACGGCCCAGCGCCGGCUUGCUAAAGAAUACCAGCAGUUAUCUAAAGAUCGGCCUGAAGGGAUAUUGGCUGGUCCAGUUCGCGAGGACAACUUAUUCGUGUGGGAGUGCCUGCUGGCUGGGCCACCAGACACAGCCUACGAAUAUGGAGUCUUUAGAGCGGUCCUCACUUUUCCAAAGGAUUAUCCUCUGGCACCACCAUCAAUGAAAUUUGAUCCUCCUUUGCUGCAUCCUAACAUAUAUGCUGAUGGUUCGGUGUGUAUAUCCAUUCUGCAUGCGCCGGGUAACGACCCUUUGCAAUAUGAGAGGAGCGAGGAGAGAUGGUCGCCGGUACAGAGUGUGGAAAAGAUUCUUCUGAGUGUUAUGAGUAUGCUGGCAGAGCCCAAUACCGAGAGUGGUGCGAAUAUCGACGCGUGCAAGCUGUGGAGACACGAUAGACCUGCCUUUGAGAGACAGGUUCAUCAGCAGGUGCGUCGUUCUCUGGGGCUAUAG